CCACGCUCGGCUCCCCGGCAUCUCCGCCGCACCUCGCUAGAGAGAUGCCUGUGCAUUGGAAGCUCUCUGCAGCAUGCUGAGGAGACGUAACCUUCUUACCACGCUCCUGAUCGCCUUGCCAUGGGCUCUUCUCCUAACCUUGUGGCACCAGUACCCAACCACCCGCUACCUCAGCCUGCUGAGAAAAGAGACAGAUGAGAACGUGACCUCUAAAGCUCUCCUCAAUGGUACAUCUGCACUGAGAGAAGAAGGCCUCCCAUCAUGCAUUCAGCAGCAGCAAAGCAUAGGGGCAACACCUAAAGUCAUUCAGAAUUAUGUGUACUCCAGGCCUCCCCCAUGGUCAGACACCUUGCCAACCAUCUUUGUUAUCACCCCUACCUACACCCGGCCAGUGCAAAAAGCUGAGCUGACCCGUCUGGCCAACACCUUCCUACACGUACAGAACCUGCACUGGGUGGUGGUGGAGGACUCGCCCCGGAGGACCAACCUUGUAUCCAACCUGCUGGAGAAGGCAGGGCUCAACUUCACCCACCUCAAUGUGGAGACGCCCAAGAGUCUGAAGCUGGGUUUGUCCUGGAUCCCAUCCCACACUCCACGGGGGACACUGCAGAGGAACCUGGGGCUGCACUGGCUGAGGGACAGCUUCAGCAACACUGCACCACCAGAAGGAGUAGUGUAUUUUGCCGAUGAUGAUAACACCUACAGCCUGGAGCUCUUUGAAGAGAUGCGCUACACGAGGAGGGUGUCAGUCUGGCCGGUGGCUUUCGUUGGGGGGCUGCGCUAUGAGUCCCCAAAAGUGAGCCCAGCAGGGAAGGUGGUGGGCUGGAAAACGGUCUUUGACCCUAACCGGCCCUUUGCUAUUGACAUGGCUGGAUUUGCCAUCAGCAUCAAGCUGAUUUUGGAGAAGCCUCAGGCCAGUUUCAAGCUGGAGGGAGUUAAAGGAGGUUACCAGGAAACCAGUCUGCUGAAGGAUCUAGUGACUAUGGAGGGGCUGGAGCCCAAAGCAGCCAACUGCACAAAGGUGUUGGUCUGGCACACAAGAACUGAGAGGCCCACCCUGGUUAAUGAAGGCAAACGUGGAUUUACAGACCCCAGAGUAGAGGUGUAAGCAGAGAGCCAGCUCCAGGAUAGGCAGUAGGCAGUGAUCACACCUGAAGUUUGUUAGCAACCACAGCAGCUGCACGUGCUGCCUGUUCUGCCUGGCCCUCUGCUCCACUGCUGGAGGAUGAUAAGCACCCCCAAACGUAGCCACGCAGAUCAGCUCCCACUGCCUGACAAGUGGUAACAAGCAGGGACAGAGCUGAUGUGCUGCCCUGCGAUCCUACAGCUCUUCGCCUUGGACUUUGUGCGCUGGCUCUCGUUCCCCACCUGGAGAGGACUGUGCUUCCCUUCCCCUGCGGGCUCUGUGUUUUUAACCAUUUGUUAAAAUUGAUUAGAUGCAAUCUCCAUUCAUGGCUGUACCAGCAUAGAAGCUGAAAUCCCAGGUGGGUGCAGGUGCCUCUGGAGAUCCUUCCUGGCAUAUCAGCAAACCUGAGCUUCAGUACAGCAGCUGCAAGCUGCUGUGGUUCAAGGACAGGAGUUGUCACAGGAGCACAAAGGCAGGCCUGUUGGCCUGAGGCUGGUAUGCUCUCAAAGCAACUUUAAAACAAAGCUAGCCUGAGAGAGGCUGUCUCGCUGAAGGAUGCACUUGGAUACCUACAUGGAUCAGACUUCCGUGCUGAGGAGGGAGCUGUGUUGAAGUGCCUCAUUUGGGGUUUGAGAGUUCAGAAGGGAUCUGGUGCCUAUGCUCAGCUGAGAAUUUUAACUGCUCCCACUUAAGGUUGUUUUGGAAAAUGCCAUCCUAGAUCCCCAGGCCCAGGGCCGUCUGGAUAACGUUCCUUUCCCACUCAGGGAGAGCUGGCAGGUACUGUACUUCAAAGGCCAUGCCUUCACAUCUCACUGCAGAGACCAGAAAGCAAGGGCAAAGAUGUGGGUGUUGAAAGGGUGGAUGUUGAAAGUGUUGUUCUUAGCCUGAAACCCUGCUGCAGCCCCUUCAGUAGCCUCAAAUCAUGCACACAGACUUGCUUCCUAGACCUCCAGAGAGGAAGAUGCCUUUCUGAGGUGUAGGUGGGUGAGAAGUGUUUAGAGAAGAGGAACCCUCAGCCUGCACCCAUCUCCUGUGAAAACAUUGAGGAAUAUGGAGAGACAUCAGGAAACGUAUCUUGAGCACAUAGGCGACAACUGAAAUAGCAAAUGUGACAAGGUUUUCCAGUUGGACUUGAAAGGCAUGUGUGUUGCUGUGAAGAGAGAGGAGACAGUGUCAUGUGGAAGGGUUUCCCUUUCCCUCAAUAAAACAGGAAGACAGCCAGGUGGAAGGCAGCCCACAAAGAAGGAGGUGGCAAACGAGGACCGAAGGAAAGAUGCACUGGAUUAAAAGCACAAGUGUUGGUACCAUGUGUGUGCGUGGGGGGUGGUGUCACUGUGACUUUUCCAGGAAGAUUCCUUGAAUAACCCAGAAACCCAUCUGAGCAUAUCUUGAAAACCAUCUUCACUCAAGCCAUGAGAAACAAAGCUUUAGGCAUUCAAAACAUAUAGAAGAUUUCACAGCUGGGAGAAAGUUAUGAGCGAUUGCAUCAUCCCCCACCCAAGAAAUUCUGGGUUGACAGGAACUUAUUUAUUUGUUGAUUUAUUUAUUCUAGAAUCCUCUGCCUGUUCCUUAAUGAGUUUUGGUUUUUUGCUUAGACCACCUGACGUGUUGAUGAAGAAAGAAUAUUUCCCUCCUCACCUCAGAAAAGCAGAGCUUGGCGUUCAGUGAUGAAUGUCGUAUGUUUUGUGCUCCCUGGGAUUUCUUUACAGUGGUGUCUUAAACUGGCAAAAUAAUCAGGAACACAGCAAGGAGGGGAGUACAGCGAAGGGAAUUACAGUUCCUUUAUGCAAGAGACGUGGGUGGCACUAAGUUUCUGGCUCCCAAGCAAUCAUAGUGAGGUAAAAACAUGUGAAAAGGAGUGCCUCGCUCAGCAGAUAGUCCUCAUGGGAUCUCGGGAAGCCUCCAUGAAGGGGGCUCUUGGAAGGGAUUCUGAGUGCGGGAAUCGGUUGAUGUUUCCUCACACGGGGAACAAGCAGCUGUGCAUCCUGCUGUCAGAGUACAGGAGGGGGCAAAGGGGGUGAGAUGGCUCCUGUCAGAAAGGGAGAAAGAAGAAAGCAAAAAAUAGACCACAAAUAGAGAAAUGUAGGCUAUGUUUAGGGAGGGUUAGGCCAGGGUUUUUCUGGAUGAACACACUCAGCACUACAAGGCCACCCUGUAAGCCAUCUCAGCAUGAAGGAAUACUGAAUGGGCCAUGAAAAUGGUGUCUUCUCUGGGCCCUAGGAAGAUCCUUAGAGAGCAAGGGUCUGGUUUACUGGUACUGGAUAGCAUGAAGGAAGCCUGGCAUGCACAAAUCACUUUUCAUUCUCCAUUUGUCAGAGCUUUGUGUCAUGUCCUCUGCAGGAGGCAACAGGCCUUGCACUCCAGUGGGCUUUGCUGACCCAUCCCAGCCACCAGGCAGGUGGGCUUAAUGCUUCCAACUCAGCAUUAGACCAAGAUUAAGUCCCAUUCAUAGUGGUUUCCAUGAAUGAGCAAGAGAAUAAAGGAGUUGAUUUAUGAUCCUCCAUUUUCCCCUCUGAGAUGGGCAGGGUUUCUGCCCAUAUGAACAGGAGGGGAUAUGGUGGUUAAUUCUCCGGCCUUUAAUCUCACACAGGUCCUCCAUAGGAUUUUGGCACUGCUGGUGGGUGUUUGUAGCAAGGGUCCUUUUCCACUGCAAAUGAUAACCCCCUCACACACAUUUUGAGAGAGUUGUUCUCUCUGCAUCCCUAUAAGAAAGCAACAUUAUCACUCCUGUUUUUCCCACUGGGAACCUUGAUUCCAGUGGUACGCACUACACUGUCAGUUCCGUGCUGUUUGGAGCCUGCUCUCACAACCAGCCGCAUAGCACUGUCUCCAGUCUUGCCCCAGCCUGGGCCUGUGGAGGAGAGUUUCUGUGAAUCAAGAACUUCUGUCAGUCACUAAAUUGUGCAGGACUGAGACCUUGUAUGGACAGCAUCGAUGUACACAGUUGAUAUUCCAGGCUAGCAGACAUUUGGACCAGUUCAGCACCAACAGUCUUUUCCCUGUAGAGCAGCCUAAGAAGAGACAGGACUGCUGCUGGCCAAGGUGUAUUAGCUAAGGGUAGGUAACAGAUGCCAUGAGUUGAGAUGGCUGUUAGGUGGCAGAAGUUUUUCUGUGGGAAAGCCCAGGAGUGGAGCAGCAGUCAGGGUUACAGGGAAAGUGAAUGCAAUGAAUGCAGUAAGGAGGGAAGCUGUAGAUCAAGCCUGAAGCGUCUAAAGAAGAGAAGGCAUCCCAGUGCGUGGUUUUUUACUAGCGUAUUAGUAUCUGAUAUUCAUGUUCCCUGAGAUUCAUCCGAUUCACCAACCAAUGAAUAUUACUAACGUUUCCUGUUGCAGAAAAUACUGUUGACACAGGAAAGAGAAUGUCCAGAAAGUAAUUUUUAAUGGUUAUUUAUUUAUAUUGAAUGGUACUAGAGCGUUAUUAAAUAUG
This is a messenger RNA of Apus apus (common swift), 4552 nucleotides long. Its product is annotated as galactosylgalactosylxylosylprotein 3-beta-glucuronosyltransferase 1-like. Gene Ontology annotation, cellular component: Golgi membrane. Gene Ontology annotation, molecular function: galactosylgalactosylxylosylprotein 3-beta-glucuronosyltransferase activity. The transcript has 6 exons. The coding region runs from base 74 to 1108 and encodes 344 amino acids. Gene Ontology annotation, biological process: chondroitin sulfate proteoglycan biosynthetic process; carbohydrate metabolic process. Lineage: Eukaryota; Metazoa; Chordata; Aves; Apodiformes; Apodidae. The record is from RefSeq and is a predicted model, not a curated record.